Messenger RNA from Penicillium pulvis, 1422 nucleotides. RefSeq lists its product as uncharacterized. The record is from RefSeq and is a predicted model, not a curated record. The transcript is spliced from 3 exons. Gene Ontology annotation, molecular function: monooxygenase activity; FAD binding. Bases 1 to 1422 code for a protein of 473 amino acids. Lineage: Eukaryota; Fungi; Ascomycota; Eurotiomycetes; Eurotiales; Aspergillaceae.
AUGGAAAUCAUCAUAGUCGGGGCCGGUAUUAGUGGCUGCUCAGCCUAUCUUUCGCUAAAAAAGCAUCUCCCCCAGCCACCGGCGCCUGCAGAAAACCACACUUACACCAUCUAUGAAGCCUAUGAUACAGCCCGGGACACAACGUUCCAGGAAAGACCUGCUUCUGUCACUGGUGAAGGAACUACCCGAUCCGCAACCUUAGUUGUGGGCGGCGGACUAGGUAUCGGGCCCAAUGGGUUGAACGUACUGCGAAGACUUGACGAGUCCCUGUUACAAGAUGUCGUCCGCAGUGGAUAUCCAUACUCAGAGUUCCACAUCAAAAGCGCCUAUGGGUGGACAUUGAUGCAGGUGCAAGCAACAGCGGAGGUAAAUGGGCACGCAAUGAACUCGGUGGCCAUGAGCCGUCACUCAAUCUGGCAAUGUCUGCGGGACCGUAUCCCAGAUGAUGUGAUUGUGAACAAGAAGAUUGCAAGAGUAGUUCCCAAUGGAAGUCCUACUGGCAAAAAUCUUAUCACAUUCGUUGACGGAAGUGAACCUGUCGAAGCCGAUUUAGUGAUAGGCGCCGACGGACUCAAGUCAACGGUGAAACGGGCUCUCUUUGAUGUCGAGAACCCAGAAGAUGAUCCCUACCCUCCAAAAUACGAAGGUCUUGUCGGAGUGGGUGGCUUCACACCCGUUACAGAGAGUCUACGGCGCAACAUUCCAGAUGGUAUUAUGACAAUCACUUUUGGUGGAUCAGGCAUGUUCGGCUAUGUCUACUCAUCCAGCUCCCAAUCAAAUGAGCAUCGGGCAUCAGCAGACCACAUUUCAUCACCUGGAGACACGCUCACUUGGUGGUCCACUUACGGGAUGAAAGAGACCCCAGAUCCUAAAACUGUAGAUCGAAAUGCGAUCACAGAAGACCUACGGAAACGACACGCGAACUGGAGUGAUCCUGUCAUCCAGGAAAUCAUUCGAUCAGUGAAUGUAGAGACAAUGUACCCGACAUGGACGACGCCCGAGUUGCCGAUCUGGGAUCGAGAUGGCAUCGUGCUACUAGGUGAUGCAGCACAUGCAUUGCCACCAACGUCGGGGCAAGGCUCAGCCCAGGCACUGGAAGAUUCAGAAUCAUUCCCGAUGAUGUUGGCUCAUUAUCUGAAGGGAGUAUAUGGGAAUGCCUCUACUGCGGAGUUCACGGAGAAGGAUGCCAUUCAACUUGCUGCAAAGAAACACAUGGCUCUGCGGUAUCCUCGGGUCAAGGCUCUCCUUAAUGAGGCCCAGCAACGCCAGCAGAAAAAGCAGGAGAAGGGUAUCGUGGGCGAAUUUGUGAUGUAUUUGAUUUUGUGGAUGGUUGGCCUUUUCUCCCCGGCGAACCCCGCGAAGGAUGUGCUUGAGUAUAACAUCGCAGAUGAAGUGCAGAAAGUACUCGCGGAAGAUACGUAA